This is a messenger RNA of Odobenus rosmarus divergens (Pacific walrus), 933 nucleotides long. RefSeq names its product olfactory receptor 7A17-like. NCBI's taxonomy places the organism in Eukaryota, Metazoa, Chordata, Mammalia, Carnivora, Odobenidae. Gene Ontology annotation, cellular component: membrane. The transcript has a single exon. Bases 1 to 933 code for a protein of 310 amino acids. The record is from RefSeq and is a predicted model, not a curated record. Gene Ontology annotation, biological process: G protein-coupled receptor signaling pathway. Gene Ontology annotation, molecular function: olfactory receptor activity; G protein-coupled receptor activity.
AUGGAAGCAGACAAUGACACAGGAAUUUCAGAGUUUCCUCUUCUGGGAUUAUCAGAGGAACUAGAAUUACAGCCCAUCAUAUUUGGGCUUUUCCUCUGCAUGUACCUAAUCACUGUGCUUGGGAACCUGCUCAUCAUCCUGGCCGUCAGCUCAGACUCCCAUCUCCACACCCCCAUGUACUUCUUCCUCGCCAACCUGUCCUUUGUAGACAUCUGCUUCACCUCCACCACCAUCCCCAAGAUGCUGUGGAACAUCCAGACUCAGAGCCAAGUCAUCACUUAUGCCGGCUGCCUCACACAGAUGUACUUUUUCAUAAUCUUUGGAGACUGGGACGACUUUCUCCUGGCUGUGAUGGCCUAUGACCGCUUCGUGGCCAUCUGUCACCCCCUGCACUACACGGUCAUCAUGAACCCUCGGCUCUGUGGACUGCUGGUUCUGGUGUCCUGGGUCAUCAGUGUUCUCAAUUCCUUGUUACAGAGUUUAAUGGUGUUGCGGCUGUCCUUCCGUACGAAGGUGGAAAUCCCCCAUUUUUUCUGUGAAUUCAAUCAAGUAGUUGGCCAGGCCUGUUCUGACACCUUCCUUAAUGAUAUGGUGAUGUAUUUCGGAAUUGUGCUGCUUGGUGGUGCUCCCCUCGCUGGGAUUCUUUAUUCCUACUCUAAGAUUGUUUCCUCCAUACGUAGGAUAUCCUCAGCUCAGGGCAAGUAUAAAGCAUUUUCCACCUGUGCCUCUCACCUCUCCGUUGUCUCCUUAUUUUAUUGUACAAUCCUAGGAGUGUACCUUAGCUCUGCUGCUCCCCAGAGCUCCCACUCAAGUGCAGUGGCCUCGGUGAUGUACACGGUGGUGACGCCCAUGCUGAACCCCUUCAUCUACAGCCUGAGGAACAGAGACAUAAAGAGGGCUCUGAAAAAAAUCACUGGGGUUCCAGUGAUGUAA